UAUGCGUAUUGUUUAAAGAGCUCUUUUAUAUUAAGAAUAGUUGUGACUUUCCAUUUCUUCACACUCGUUUUCUCAGAAUGCGUAAGGGUGGAGUGCCCUCGGGACAGGACUGGGAACCACAGGUCUUCAAUUUUUCAAACAAAAAUACUACUCAAAAUCGUCCACUACGCGUUGUCUCUGUAAAGGAGGCAAAUCGCGCACUGCAAAGUGGCCAGGCUGUCGAUAUCCAACGUAAAGAGCACCAACGCGCCAACCAGCAAUCCAGCGGUGCUGGGGCAAAUGCCAAAAAACUUGACGAGGAUCACGAAACUCUCAAAAUCAAGAGGGUAGAUCAUCAGCUCCGGAUACGGAUUAUGAAGGAAAGACAAGCGCUAAAAUGGUCUCAACAAGAUCUUGCUCAAAAAAUAUCAGAGCGUGUGAGUGUAGUCAGUGAAUACGAGAGCGGAAAAGCUGUUCCCGAAGAACGUGUUAUCGUAAAGAUGGAAAAGGCGUUUGGAGUUCACCUGCGUGGUGCAAAGGCAGGUGAACCGUUGGGAAAGAGUCGCCCUGUUCCCAAAACAACUGAAUAAUAGUAAUUCAUAAUCAUUUUUAUUAUCAUCAUUUUAAUUUUUAUUAGGCGGAUUUCCAAAAAAAGUAAUGAUUGAAAAAGGCUGUUUUAGGUUGGCACAACAAA
Phytomonas sp. EM1 is the source of this 673-nucleotide messenger RNA. The record is from the annotation of a GenBank genome assembly. NCBI's taxonomy places the organism in Eukaryota, Euglenozoa, Kinetoplastea, Trypanosomatida, Trypanosomatidae.